This is a messenger RNA of Prionailurus viverrinus (fishing cat), 4317 nucleotides long. RefSeq names its product sterol regulatory element binding transcription factor 1 (gene SREBF1). The transcript has 21 exons. Bases 187 to 3741 code for a protein of 1184 amino acids. The record is from RefSeq and is a predicted model, not a curated record. Gene Ontology annotation, molecular function: RNA polymerase II cis-regulatory region sequence-specific DNA binding; protein dimerization activity; DNA-binding transcription factor activity, RNA polymerase II-specific. Gene Ontology annotation, biological process: regulation of transcription by RNA polymerase II. Lineage: Eukaryota; Metazoa; Chordata; Mammalia; Carnivora; Felidae. Gene Ontology annotation, cellular component: nucleus.
AGCCACAGCGGGGGAACCCAGUUUCCGAGGAACUUUUCGCCGGCGCCCGGCCGCCACCGGGGCCAGGACAGGACGCGAACGCGCGCGGCGGCGGCAGCGGGUCGGGGCCGGCGGACGCGACACUCGCUGCGAAAGUCCGUACGCGGCGGCGGGCCCGGCGGGCCGCCCGGAGGAGGCAACUGCGCCAUGGACGAGCCGCCCUUCAGCGAAGCGGCCUUGGAGCAGGCGCUGGCCGAGCCGUGCGAGCUGGAUGCGGCGCUGCUGACCGACAUCGAAGGUGAGGUUGGGACGGUGGUCUGCGGUGCGCGGAGACCGGCAGGCCAGCCGCCGGGGCGCCCCGAAGGGGCGGCGGGCGCGGGCCGCGGAGCCAUGGAUUGCACGUUCGAAGACAUGCUUCAGCUCAUCAACAACCAAGACAGCGACUUCCCGGGCCUGUUCGACCCACCCUAUGCUGGCGGUGGGGCAGGGGGCACAGACCCUGCCAGUCCUGAUGCCAGCUCCCCGGGCAGCUUGUCUCCAUCUCCUGCCACCAUGAGCUCCCCACUCGAAGGCUUCCUGGGGGGACCCAAGGCGACACCUCCACCCUUGUCCCCUCCCCAGCCUGCACCCACCUCAUUGAAGAUGUACCCGUCUGUGCCUGCCUUCUCCCCUGGGCCUGGUAUCAAGGAGGAGCCAUUGCCGCUGACUAUCCUGCAGCCCCCAACCCCGCAGCCCCUGCCGGGGUCCCUCUUGCCCCAGAGCUUUCCGGCCCCAGCCCCACCGCAGUUCAGCUCUGCCCCUGUGUUGGGCUAUCCCAGCCCCACUGGAGGCUUCUCCACAGGGACCCCUCCAGGGAACACCCCGCAGCCGCUGCCUGGCCUGCCACUGGCUUCCCUGCCAGGGGUCCCGCCCGUCUCCUUGUACACCCAGGUUCAGAAUGCGGCCCCCCAGCAGCUGUUGACAGCCACGGCCACCCCCACAGCAGCCCCUGGAACAACCACCGUGACCUCGCAGAUCCAGCAGGUCCCGGUCCUGCUGCAGCCCCACUUCAUCAAGGCGGACUCUCUGCUUCUGACGACCAUGAAAACAGACGUGGCGGCCACCGUGAAGACGGCGGGUAUCAGCUCCCUGGCCCCUGGCACGGCUGUACAGACAGGGCCCUUGCAGACCCUGGUGAGCGGAGGAACCAUCCUGGCCACAGUGCCGCUGGUAGUGGACACCGAGAAGCUGCCCAUCAACCGGCUGGCAGCCGGCGGCAAGGCCCCGGGCUCGGCCCAGAGCCGUGGCGAGAAGCGCACAGCCCACAACGCGAUUGAGAAACGCUACCGCUCCUCCAUCAACGACAAAAUCGUCGAGCUCAAGGACCUGGUGGUGGGCACUGAGGCGAAGCUGAAUAAGUCUGCUGUCUUGCGCAAGGCCAUCGAUUAUAUCCGCUUCCUGCAACAGAGCAACCAGAAGCUCAAGCAGGAGAACCUGAGUCUCCGCACGGCUGCCCACAAAAGCAAAUCUCUGAAGGACCUGGUAUCAGCCUGUGGCAGUGGAGGAAACACAGACGUGCCCAUGGAGGGCAUGAAGCCCGAGGUGGUGGACACGCUGAGCCCGCCACCCUCCGACGCCGGCUCGCCCUCUCAGAGCAGCCCCUUGUCCCUUGGCGGCAGGAGUAGUGGCAGUGGUGGCAGUGGCAGUGACUCAGAGCCCGACAGCCCAGUCUUUGAGGACAGCCAGGUGAAGCCGGAGCAGCUGCUGUCCCCUCACGGCCGGGGCAUGCUGGACCGUUCCCGCCUGGCCUUGUGCACACUCGUCUUCCUCUGUCUCUCCUGUAACCCCUUGGCCUCCCUGCUGGCCAGCCGGGGUCUCCCCACCCCCUCGGAUGCCAGCAGCACCUACUACCGUCCUGGGCGCAGCGUGCUGGGCACCGAGGGCAGAGAUGGCCCUGGCUGGGCCCCCUGGCUGCUGCCCCCACUGGUCUGGCUGACCAAUGGGUUGCUGGUGCUGGUCUUCUUGGCGCUCCUCUUUGUCUACGGCGAGCCGGUCACACGGCCCCACUCAGGCCCCGCCGUGCACUUUUGGAGGCAUCGCAAGCAGGCUGACCUGGAUCUGGCCCGGGGGGACUUUGCCCAGGCCGCCCAGCAGCUGUGGCUGGCCCUGCGGGCGCUGGGCCGGCCACUGCCCACCUCCCACCUGGACCUGGCCUGUAGCCUGCUCUGGAACCUCAUCCGCCACCUGCUGCAACGGCUGUGGGUGGGCCGUUGGCUGGCAGGCCGGGCAGGGGGCCUGCAGAGGGACUGCGCCCUGCAGGCGGAUGCCCGCACCAGCGCCCGAGACGCAGCGCUCGCCUACCACAAGCUGCACCAGCUGCACACCAUGGGGAAGUACACAGGCGGGCACCUGGCUGCCGUCAACCUGGCACUGAGUGCCCUGAACCUGGCGGAAUGCGCGGGGGAUGCCGUAUCCCUGGCCACACUGGCUGAGAUCUACGUGGCCGUCGCGCUGAGGGUCAAGACCAGUCUCCCGAGAGCCUUGCAUUUUCUGACACGCUUCUUCCUGAGUAGUGCCCGCCAGGCCUGCCUGGCCCAGAGUGGCUCGGUGCCUCUUGCCAUGCAGUGGCUGUGCCACCCUGUGGGCCACCGUUUCUUCGUGGAUGGGGACUGGGCCGUGUGCAGUGCCCCGAGGGAGAGUCUGUACAGCUUGGCCGGCAACCCAGUGGACCCCUUGGCCCAGGUGACUCAGCUCUUCCGCGAACACCUCUUGGAGCGAGCACUGAAUUGUGUGGCUCAACCCAGUCCCAGCCCUGGAUCAGCUGAUGGGGACAGGGAAUUCUCAGACGCCCUUGGGUACCUGCAGCUGCUGAACAGCUGUUCUGAUGCUGCCGGGGCCCCAGCCUGCAGCUUCUCCAUCAGCUCCAGCGUGGCCACCGCCACCGGCACAGACCCCGUGGCCAAGUGGUGGGCCUCACUGACGGCCGUGGUGACCCACUGGCUGCGGCGUGACGAGGAGGCGGCCGAGCGGCUGUACCCGCUGGUGGAACACCUGCCCCGCGCCCUGCAGGAGUCCGAGAGACCCCUGCCCAGGGCGGCUCUGCACUCCUUCAAGGCUGCCCGGGCCGUCCUGGGCCGCAGGAAGGCAGAGUCUGGUCCGGCCAGCCUGGCCAUCUGUGAGAAGGCCAGCGGGUACCUGCAGGACAGCCUGGCCACCACACCAGCUGGCGGCUCCAUUGACAAGGCCAUGCAGCUGCUCCUGUGUGACUUGCUCCUUGUGGCACGAACUAGCCUGUGGCGGCGGCAGCAGCCGCCCGCGCCCACCCAGGCCUCGCAGGGCCCCGGCACUGGGGCCCAGGCCUCCGCCCUCGAACUGCGUGGCUUCCAGCGGGACCUGAGCGGCCUGAGGCGCCUGGCGCAGAGCUUCCGGCCUGCCAUGCGGAGGGUGUUCCUACACGAGGCCACGGCCCGGCUAAUGGCAGGGGCCAGCCCCACGCGGACACACCAGCUCCUGGACCGCAGUCUGAGGAGGAGGACAGGCCCCUGCGGCAAAGGCGCAGCGGCGGAGCUGGAACCGCGGCCCACGCGGAGGGAGCACGCCGAGGCCUUGUUACUGGCCUCCUGCUACCUGCCCCCCGGCUUCCUGUCGGCUCCAGGGCAGCGCGUGGGCAUGCUGGCCGAGGCGGCGCGCACGCUCGAGAAGCUCGGCGAUCGCCGCCUGCUGCACGACUGCCAGCAAAUGCUCAUGCGCCUGGGCGGCGGGACCACCGUCACCUCCAGCUAGACCCCUCGCCGGCGGCCCCAGCGCCCCGGUGUCCUUCGGCCUGUGUGCCGGGACGGAGCCUCGACGGCCAAAGGCAGCGACAGAGACGGUCCACCCACGGACGGCACUGUCUCCUUGGGGGGGGAUGGAGAUGGGAGGCACUCAGGUGCUUUUGCUGCCUCUUGACCUGGGAGGCCGGAGGGGGCGCGAGCCCACCACCCCGACUGCGCCCCAACUGAAGAGGGAAGAGAGGCGGCCAGCAUGGUGCUGACCUCUGGUGGCCGAUCGGGGGAUUGCAGGGGCCUGGCCGGCCGAUGUCACCUCCUGGCUCUGUAGGCACCCGGUGGCUUUUCCCCCUUCUGUCUCAGAGAGGGGUACAUUUCACUGAGCUGAGGGGGGCCGACUUGGCUUUCCCAGCCAGCAAGGGGGCCCUACUCCAAGGCGCCUCUCUCCCUUCUGGAGAGACUUGUACAUAGUGUAGAUCAGGCGCACCAGCCUCCUGGCCUCUGAGGCUCAAGUGUUACUUUGCCUUUUGCAAACUUUAUUUUCAUAGGUGAGAAGUUUUGUACAGAGAAUAAAAAAUGAAAUUAUUUAUAA